GUGGCCCUGGGGGUUCUUCGUUAUUUUCUUCUUUAAAAUAUUUUUACUCCUGGGGCCCCACCUAUCUGCUUUCCUUUUCUUCUUAUUCAAUGGUUAACAUUUGCUGUGUUGUUUACUCGAUGAUUCCUGUUUUUCUUGGCCUUUCUCACGUUCCUUUAUUCCCCCCACCCCCACCCCCCAUCUUCUCUCCUUCCUAAGGCUUGAUCUAGCCAUUACCCUGUCUCCAGCCUGACUUAUCAGCCUUAAUUAGUACAAGCUUUUUUUUUUUUUCCUUUAACGAAACGUUUUUCUUCUUACUUCAGAUGAUUUCUUUUUCUAGUUUUUAUUAUUCUGAGUGCUUUUGUAAGACCUGAGUCAGUUCUCAGGCCAAUCUCUGAAGGUCGAUCAUGAUUUAUUUGCUGAAGGUGACCUCUUCAUAAGCUCAGUGAAGCCGCCAGACAUUGGAGUUGGCCUUCCUUGAGUGUUUUCCCUGUCUGAAGCUCAGAUAAGCACUUCCAUCCAUGGUAGUUAUCCUUGUGACAGGCUUCUGAGAAUUUGUUUUCCCAUCUCUGCAUCCUGCUCUACUGGUAGCACAAGAACGUACCAGGCUCCCGGCCAGAAGCUGGAGGGGGCUUGGCCAAUAAGAAGGAGAAACGACGGAGCUGUGCUUUCUACCUCUGAGAUAGAAAUGUCUGCAGACGGCAGAGCCGCCCAGGCUACCCAGGACAAGGAGAGAGCCCGAGAGGUUCCAGGUCAUGGGCAUCCUCGUCAAGAAAUGCUUUCUGAGUCAGAGGAGACGGUGCCUUUGGGAGCUGCUCAGGAGUCUCCCCACAUCAAGACAGAGCCGGAAGAGCCACAGCCUGAGGGGGCAUCGCAGGGGGCCGGGGCCCGAGGAGAGCAGGGCUGGGUGUCCCUAAGCCAGGGCUCUAAGGACAAAGCUCUUUUCCUGCCCGGAGGAGCCCUCCCCUCCCCCCAGAUCCCUGUGCUCUCUCGUGAGGGGAGGACCAGAGACCGGCAGAUGGCUGCGGCGCUCCUCACCGCCUGGUCCCAGAUGCCGGUGACCUUCGAGGACGUGGCCCUGUACCUCUCCCGGGAGGAGUGGGGGCGGCUGGACCACGCGCAGCAGAACUUCUACAGGGACGUCCUGCAGAAGAGGAAUGGGCUGUCCUUGGGGUUUCCCUUCAGCAGACCUUUCUGGGCCUCCCAAGGACAGGGCAAGGGUGAGGCCUCGGGCUCCUGCCGGCAGAUGGGAGAGGAGGAGAAGACAGGAGCCAUUGAGGUGGGGAAGGAGGAGCCGGCCCCAUCCCCCGCAGCCCUCCGGGACGCGAAGUCCUUCCGAAGCAGGGUGGGGAGAGCGCAGGCGAACGGCCUGCCGCGCGGGCAGCAGGUGGCCAGCGGCCAGAGCUCAGGGGCAGCCAGAGACGAUGCGCAGCCGGGCCCCCCAGACGAGAGGCCGGCGAAACCGGCCCCGCCCGAUGCCAGCCUGGCGAAAGCCCCGGAGGGCCGCCUCCCAGAGAAACCCAGAGAGGGGCGGACGGCCACCCCCGAGGGCAGCGAGGAGGGCCUGGCCCCCGACGGGGACGCGGGCAAGAAGACGUACACGUGCGAGCAGUGCGGCAAGGGCUUCAGCUGGCACUCGCACCUGGUGACACACCGGCGCACGCACACGGGCGAGAAGCCCUACGCCUGCACGGACUGCGGCAAGCGCUUCGGCCGCAGCUCGCACCUCAUCCAGCACCAGAUCAUCCACACGGGCGAGAAGCCCUACACCUGCCCGUCCUGCUGGAAGAGCUUCAGCCACCACUCGACGCUCAUCCAGCACCAGCGCAUCCACACAGGCGAGAAGCCCUACGUGUGCGACCGCUGCGCCAAGCGCUUCACCCGCCGCUCGGACCUGGUCACCCACCAGGGCACCCACACGGGCGCCAAGCCCCACAAGUGCCCCAUCUGCGGCAAGUGCUUCACGCAGAGCUCGGCCCUGGUCACCCACCAGCGCACGCACACCGGGGUCAAGCCCUACCCGUGCCCCGAGUGCGGCAAGUGCUUCAGCCAGCGCUCCAACCUCAUCGCGCACAACCGCACGCACACGGGCGAGAAGCCCUACCACUGCCUCGACUGCGGCAAGAGCUUCAGCCACAGCUCGCACCUCACCGCCCACCAGCGCACCCACCGCGGCGUCCGGCCCUACUCCUGCCCGCUCUGUGGCAAGAGCUUCAGCCGCCGCUCCAACCUGCACCGGCACGAGAAGAUCCACACCACGGGGCCCAAAGCCCUGGCCGUGCUGAUGCUGGGGGCGGCGGGGGCCCUGGCGGCACCCCCGCCGGCUCCCACUUAGGAGGCGGG
Molecule: messenger RNA, 2322 nt
Organism: Prionailurus viverrinus (fishing cat)
Lineage: Eukaryota; Metazoa; Chordata; Mammalia; Carnivora; Felidae
Gene: ZNF205
Product: zinc finger protein 205
Exons: 8
Coding region: 668-2314 (548 amino acids)
Biological process (GO): negative regulation of transcription by RNA polymerase II
Molecular function (GO): DNA-binding transcription repressor activity, RNA polymerase II-specific
Source: RefSeq, a predicted model, not a curated record